Alligator sinensis (Chinese alligator) is the source of this 4583-nucleotide messenger RNA. Its product is annotated as trichohyalin-like. Lineage: Eukaryota; Metazoa; Chordata; Crocodylia; Alligatoridae. The record is from RefSeq and is a predicted model, not a curated record. Bases 793 to 3390 code for a protein of 865 amino acids. The transcript is spliced from 12 exons.
UGCCACCAAGCCCCUCGCUGAUUGGCUGCAGGGCAGGCUGGCGCCUACCAACUCCGGGAGGGAAGGGAGGAAGGAAAGAGGCGCCGCGGAGGCAAGGGGAGCUCUAGGGCGCCUCGGCUCGCGGGAAUAGCGCAUCCCCGGUGUCACCGCCCUGCCACAGUCCGGCGACUAGAGCCAGCGGCCCGUUUCUGGCACGUACACACUCCUCCCUCUCACGAAUGGGACCGUCCCAGACUGUACCAAGCCCCAGGCAGGGGAGAUACGUCCUGGGCGCUCAACGCCGCCUGCCCAGGACUCAAGCGGGUGUUGGACGCGUCCUCCCGGGUAGCGGGCGGGCCCACGACUUCCUUCACCAAAGGGACGUGCCGGAAGAAGCUCUUCCUCUAGGGCUCCAGUUGGUUCCGUCCUCGGCGUCUGGUUGCCAGGCAACGCGGUGGGGCGCGCCCAUUCCGGCGGAGGGGGGUGCCCCUCCGGGUGGUGCUGCCCGCUCGCGCGGGGACAGCGGGGCGUCGUGGCACAGGUGAGGCCUCGCCGGCCUCUCGGGGGCGCCGCCGGCUGCCUCCACGCCCUGAGGGCCCGGCCGCCUUGGGGAAACCGGAGAGAAACCAGCGCCGUGCACGUACAGUGCAGCCCCGCGCGUCAUGAAUGUAACGUGUGCCGGGGGUUAAACGGGCCUAGCUAGGCCAAAAAAAAAGAGGAGGGAAUGCUGAGAGCUGGCAUUUUCCAACGGUGCCUCAAGUCUGUCCGGGGUGCUCCCCAUUCUAGAAAGGUUGAGAACCACUGGGUUAAGCCAUGCCAGCCCUUCAGCGUGCCAACUGCCCUGCAUCGCCCAUGUUUGGUCAUCUCCAUGAUGGAAAUAUUACAUUUGUCAUUGGUGUGUCAAACACCACAUCUUCCAAGCUGUGUUUCCUGAAGGAGCAGCUCAUAAAGGCUCUCUUCUCAAUGUCCAGCAGCCCAGCUGAAUCCAAGUUCAACAUCAUAAGCUUUGCUGGCAAGGUGGUAAAAUGGUGCAGUAAGUUAGUCAAAUGUUCUCUCAGUACCGUCACUGAAGCAGCAGCAUGGAUUAGAGCCCUGCAGUGCGGGGAUGGUGCAGAAGUUGUGUGCGCCUUGGCUGCAGCAUUUGAAGAUCCCGGGUGUCAGGCAGUGUACCUGGUCACAGAUGCUGUCCUUGAGAGCGCUUCAGAGGAAAUCUGUCACUUUCUUAUAGAGACUGGGGAGUCACGCCCUGUGCACAUUGUAUACCUGGUGGGAAAUCCAGGUGAUUUUGAAAGCCACACACAAAAAAUAAUGGAAAAAGUAGCCAGACAGUCUGGAGGAUCCUUUCGGGUGAUCAGCCUCCACACAGCUAGUGCUUCAGAUGAGGUAAACACCAAAUGCUCAAAUGUCCACUGUUGCAGCGCAGUCACUAAUCCCUCAGGUUGUUCGUUGCUGUUGGGGUGCCCCAAAAAACACUUUCCUACUUGUGGAUGGAGACCAGAUCCUCCUACUCUACCCCUGGCAUCGUCAGCAAAGGAGAAUUUGAUGGACUUAUCCCUAGAGGUACCCCAUUUACUGAGGGGGGCUCGGAUCCUAGCCAGGAGAGAGACUGAUGGGUAUUACUACCAAGGCCACAUUGCCCAACAGGCAAAGAGGUCUGGGGAACGGUUUUUAAUUGAGUUUGAGAGAAGUCGCUUACGGAAAGGCAAGGUGCAGCAUCGAAUGCAAGAAACCCCCCUCUAUGACAUCAUCCAAUAUGAAGAUGCCAGGCGAUUGCCUCUAGCUCCAGGAGAUAGGGUCUUGGCACCCUGGGAGCCUAAAGGUGAACGAUAUGGCCCAGGCACUGUACUGCAGGUUGCAGAGAGCAAAGCAGCACAUUUAGUGCCUGACGACAGAGAAGUGCUUGUGAAUUUCUGGAAUGGGCGGACUAAGACGGUGCACGCUGACCAAGCUCUGUGGAUCCCUUUGCCCUUAAGCGAGCGCAUCAUUCUAGAACUUCAGAUGCCCUUGGCAGCCAGGCAGAUGCUGGUGGAAUCAAGCUCAGACUAUCCCUAUGUUGUGACACCUGGUUACAGAGCAUCAGGGCACUGCAGACAUUUAGAUCCUGUUCACUGUCAGAGUGACUCACAAGUCCAGUCAUAUCCUGACUGCUGUUUUCUGUGUCCCUCACUUUGCCAUUGCUGCCCUGUAGCCUGGGUGCCUAUUAGGCCCAGGGUGAGCAGAGUUCAUUCAGAUGAUGACCUGAUCCCAGGAACAAGCCUGACCAAAGAAGAGCUGAGCAGGAAGAUAGAAGAACAGCUGUCUAAAGGGAGCACCCCCAUUUCAGAAUGGGUCUCCAGAGAGGAAGAGAAAGAAGAGAAAAAGGGAGCAAAGGAAGGAAGUGCCCCUAAAGACUUAGAAUCUUGGAUGGAGGUAGGAAGCAAGGUUACAGAAGCCAAGAAGAACCCUCAGGAGUUGAACUGUGCCAGAGCUGAUAUGGCUGUUAACACAGACAGCUGCCUAAUGGAGUUAAUGUACAAAGACAGAGAAGGCAAGAGGUACCAUGAGGCUGACCCUGAAGCUCAUUUUAAGAAUGAUCCAGGUCUUUUACAGUCCAGAAUUGCAGAAGCUCCAGCCCAGCAACCCCAAACAAACCCUUCCACCAAAGUCCAUGCUUUCAGCACUUCUGGUCGCCAAGCUUGGUUUCACCGAGUGGAUCAAUCUCUAAAGAAAGACCGCUUGACUAUUGAAUCUAUCGUGUGUGUGCGGAGACCCCACAGCGCUCCAACUGUGCAGAAAUCUGCAAUUACCAAUGCAACUGAAGAGAGCCUGAGACAGGCAAACUUCAAUGCAGCCAGGAUUGAGCACAAAAGGCAGCAAGAGAAGCAGAGGCAGGUAAAGAGGGAGCAACAGCAACUGGCAGAAGGCCUGAGACACCAGCUGUUGCAAGACAACCGCAGGCAGAGAUCUCUUCAGAGAAUGUUGCAAGGGUUGGAGAAGCAGCUGGAGCACAAUGAGCAGGCCUGCCAGCACAUGGUGCAGCUCCAAGCUGCCAGGGCAGAGAGGAACAGAAAGGAAUCCUCUCUGCAAGAGGAGGAGAAAAAGAAGGAGACUCAAAGGCUGCAGUUCCUAAAGGCACAGCGUCUGCAGAGAGAGAAAAUUCUGGCAGAAUAUGAUGACAGGAUCUCUGACCAAGACAAAAAGAGACAGGAUUUGCUCAGGACCAGAAGGCAGUCCCGACAGGAGAUCUUGAAACAAGAAGUACAGGAGCAGCACACUCAGCAGAGGAAGCAUGAGGUUACCAAAUGGAAAGCAUUCCAAAAUCGGGACCAGUUGCAGCAGAGACUGGAAAAGAAAUGCCAAAAACAUCGGGACCUCCAGCAGUACCUCAGGGAGCAGAGCCUUUUGAUGCUCCGUGCCUCCUUGCUGUUGUAAAAAGGCUGCAGUGCAGGUAAUCAGUCUCCUGAGCACUCUCUCAAGUCUGCUAUAUAUGUUGUAGAUGUGAACCAAUGUGCUGGGCUUGAGUUAUAAUGCAGUGAUGAGAAGCAGAUGACAGUCAUUCUUGGAAAUAUUUAUAUCUCCCCUUGAGCAUAGUCAGAGUCUAUUUGCAGGUACCCGUCCCUUACAAACCUUGAUCUACCUACUGUGAAGACACUCAGGUCAGUAAAACUGCUGGCUGGUUUCCAUUUUGUCUUAUAUGCUAAAUAUGUAGUGGCUUUGGAGGUGGACACAAUCUAGAAUAGAGAUGAGAUAUAACAGGCAUCAAAGGAGAGAGAUGUUUGCAUUUUGAUGUGCUAGGACAAAAAUCCAGCUCUGUUGAGUUUGACAGAACCGUCAAGCCAGGGAGCAGGAAGGUAACAGGCUGUCUCCUCUAGAAGACCACUGAGACUAGACCUGCUGCACUGUCUUCUGAACUCUUUAGUGCCAAGAAGAUAUAAACCAACUGAGGGAGUUCAGAGAAGAACAGCAAAAUGGCAAAAGGGUUUUAGGACUAAUUCAUAUAGGAGACAAAGAACACAAAGCAUACUACUACCAAGCAAGGGGACAUCAGGCUGUUAGUACUUUCAAGCUGCAAACCCAGAGGGACAAAAUGCUGUAUGCUAGUAAAAGUGGUAUGGGUUAGGACUAGGGAGGGGAAAAGACAAACAAUUAAGGCAAAAAAAGUCAGGAGAAGCUUCCUGAAAGGGAGAGUUAGCAGGCUGGUUAACUGUCCCAGGAGACAGAUGGAAGCCACCCCCCAUUUAAAAGUAUCCUAGGAAUGACCAAAGGGUUGUAUUGUUGGGGAUAGUCCUGGACUGGCAGAAGAAUAAACCUGCUAAGUGUUUUUCUACUCCUUGUGGAACAGAGGACUGAGAGCACUUUUCUUCUGAACAAGGUUACAAAAGUGUGUUUCUAUACAUAAGAAGCCCUGUAGAAUAGGAAAGGCAGUCCUAUGGCAUUCUAUCAGGGGCACAACUGGGACAUGGAUCACUGAGGCUUGACAAGGUCCACACCAGAGACACUAGUCAUGGGGUCCAGAGCAGGCAGCUGUAGGUGUAAAGGACUGGGACAUAUGUGAUCAGCAAACUGAAGUCAGGAGCCAGCUGUUGAAAGAUGGGGGUCUAGUCUGGAAUCUGGAACAAGGAAUC